Cornus florida is the source of this 1214-nucleotide messenger RNA. RefSeq names its product F-box/kelch-repeat protein At3g06240-like. NCBI's taxonomy places the organism in Eukaryota, Viridiplantae, Streptophyta, Magnoliopsida, Cornales, Cornaceae. The record is from RefSeq and is a predicted model, not a curated record. The coding region runs from base 1 to 948 and encodes 315 amino acids. The transcript is spliced from 2 exons.
AUGGCCUCAUUUGCCUCUCAGACGAUCGGUUCAUGUAUAUCAAUGAUCUCUUUCUUUGGAAUCCUACCAUUCGAAAGGUUUUGCCCCUUCCACGGGUUCGUGUCACCUUCGAUUCGCACGGUCCAUUCAGUGCCAACAUUGGCUUUGUGUUCGAUUCAAGCACUGAUGAUUACAAGGUUGUCCGAAUUGCGAAUUGUGCAUUUUGAUUAUGUUCACAAGCCACAGGAGAUUGACAUUUUCAGUCUCAGCACCGGGACUUGGCGCAACAUCAGUCAUGUGGCGCUUCCAGAUAUCAACAUCAAUGAGAGGGCUCACCAGGCUUUUCUCAAUGGGGCUGCACACUGGGUUGCUUCCAAAUUGCGUAGUUAUGGCGGGAGCUUCUUGAUCGUGUCCUUCCACAUGGAUCAUGAAAAAUUUAGUCAAAUUAUACUUCCUCAUAACAUCAUGGCUCAUGACAGUGGAUUAGGAUCAAUGCUGAUGUCAAGUGCUCUUUAUUUUGGCGUUGCUAAGUUUCAGGAAUCACUCGCUGUCAUCCACUUUACUGGUCCAGAAGACAAUACUUGUUGCAUUUGGGUGAUGAAAAAGUAUGGUGUAAGGGAGUCUUGGACUAAGCAAUUCUAUUUUGAUAUGACUGGAACAUUUAAUACCCUUGCUGGAUUCUCAAGGAAAGGCGAACUUCUACUGGCAACUAGUGAUGGGUACCUGGUAGCUCAUGAUCCCGAAGCUGGACGAACAACCCAUCUUUUAAUUCGGGGGACUACACAUGAAACAUAUAUAUACUCAUUUUAUGCAGAUGCUUACACGGAGAGCCUAGUUUUACUUGGAAAGAGAUUUUGUGAUACAGGCACUUCUGAAGAAUCAUCACCUGGGGCUGUUGAAGGGAGGUGUGCAGCUGAGGAAAUCAAGAACAGGUUUGUGACGGGGUGGAAAAUGAAAAUGAGGAAAUAAGUGAAGAUGGAGAACUGUAAGAAGAGUAGAGCUGUAGAAGUUGCAUAGUGAACUCUUCCCUUGCUUUUACUUGGUCUUACUUUGCUUACAAUAUUUAAAAAUAUAUCGAUGUAGUUAAAAACUUUCUUUGUGGAAGAUUUAAGUCACGCAUGAUACUUAUGAACUCUUGGAGCAUUUGGGCUUGAUAUGCCUUGUGGAUAUUAUGCUGAAAAUAUUUUGAAUUGUUCAUUAUUACUUAUCUUUUGAUGCCAUUAUAUAUUUCUAGA